Olea europaea var. sylvestris is the source of this 684-nucleotide messenger RNA. RefSeq names its product aspartyl protease APCB1-like. Gene Ontology annotation, molecular function: aspartic-type endopeptidase activity. Lineage: Eukaryota; Viridiplantae; Streptophyta; Magnoliopsida; Lamiales; Oleaceae. The transcript is spliced from 4 exons. Gene Ontology annotation, biological process: proteolysis. The record is from RefSeq and is a predicted model, not a curated record. Bases 50 to 562 code for a protein of 170 amino acids.
UAUGUAAGUUUAAUCUCACACAUUCUGCAGUUUCGAAAAGUGAUUCAAAAUGAAACGUAAAAAUGAGCGAAAAGUGAAAAUAAUCCUAAUGUGGUUUAUGCUUUAUAUUCUACAAUUUCAGGUUUGUUUCACACAUGGAAAUGAAGUGCAGAACGUAACAGGAGUGACGGAUCAAUCUGGUACUCCAUCAUACUAUUUUCUAGUAGAAGGAGAUGGUCUUAGAACGGGGUUUUUUCAUGCUGCAGUUUCUGUGGGAAACAGAUUAGAUGGGUUCUAUCUUAAUAUCGACACUGGCAGUGACCUCACAUGGAUCACUUGUUCCCCAACCAAUAUUCAGUUUCUAAAGCCUUUUAGCACAUAUGAAACCCCUCACGAACCUUACAAGACCAAGAACAAUUUCAUAUCAUGCGAGGAUGCCUCAACUUGUGGACUGGUCGAAAAACCAAUAAAUCCACAAUGCAGUAAGCAAAAUCAGCAAUGUGAUUAUCAGAUUGAAUAUGCAGAUCAAGGUUAUCUCUUGGUGUUCUGGUUAAGGACAAAUUCUUUCUCUCUCCCUCCUUGAAGGGCAGUUUGAUACAUCUCGUGCCCACUCUCACCUUUGGGUGUGGAUACCAUUAGGAAUUUUCUCCUUCCCUUCGUCCUCCUUUUGCAGAUGGGGUCCUAGGUCUCGGAACUGGAAAAACA